Molecule: messenger RNA, 588 nt
Organism: Penicillium vulpinum
Lineage: Eukaryota; Fungi; Ascomycota; Eurotiomycetes; Eurotiales; Aspergillaceae
Product: DUF3237 domain-containing protein
Exons: 2
Coding region: 1-588 (195 amino acids)
Source: RefSeq, a predicted model, not a curated record
AUGUCUUUCGCUGCAUCCCCGGGGAACAUCGUCUUUCCCAAUGGCCCCGCCAUGCGCCAACCCUCGCUAUCCUGGCUAUAUAGACUGGAAUGCGACAUUGACAAAGAGGAGAUCAACAUUGGAGCUCCUCACAACAGCGGCACUAUUCGAAGCAUCGCCAAUAUCGUGCGUGGUAGCGUCAAAGGUCCCGGGAUCGAAGGAGACAUCCUACCACUGGGUGGUGCAGACUGGGCUACCGUGGUGAAAGGAACACAUUCCAUGACCCUCGACGCCCGCUACACUGUGCGGACAUCCGACAAUCACCACCUCUACAUCCGCGCACAUGGCCUGUACCGCCCUGGUCCAGGUACUAGCUAUGCAAAGGCUGUUGAAGAGAAUCCAGACAUGGUCCCCCCGGCGACAGUCACUCAAGAUGACGUUGAGUUCUUUUCACAUCUGCGCAUCGAGGCAGGGCCGGGUCCGUACAAUUGGUUGAAUGGGCUGGUCUGCUUGGGGGUGAUGUGUUGCGAAGGCGAGAAGAUCUGGAUCGAUGCUUAUUACUUGACCAACUUUCCUGGUGUGAAGCCGGAGGAUGUGGUGGCCAAGUAA